Anneissia japonica is the source of this 2911-nucleotide messenger RNA. RefSeq names its product NXPE family member 1-like. Lineage: Eukaryota; Metazoa; Echinodermata; Crinoidea; Comatulida; Comatulidae. The transcript has 8 exons. The record is from RefSeq and is a predicted model, not a curated record. The coding region runs from base 380 to 2776 and encodes 798 amino acids.
GCCACGCACUUAAAGCAUGGAUCAACAAUUGAGAGCCUUGAACACGCAUAUACCAACAACACCUAGAUCAUUCGUUACUCUACUUUGCCUCUGUGCAGUUAUGUUUAUUAGUACUAUCACUAUGCUUGAUAAGCGAAAUGUUUGAUGUGUUUUCAAGUGCCGAUUGUAGACUGCUCCAAAGUUUAGGACCAAGGAAAAAGACAGAAACGUCUGAGUCGAUCCAUGGAAUUAGAGUGGCAAAUUGGAAACAAAAUCAAACGGAACUGAUGGGUUAUCGUUUAAAAAGACAUCGCUUCCUACAUAUCAAGACAAAAAGCUUCAAUUGGUGCAGUCUUCCAUACAAUAUCCUUGGAAAACACUACAUCCACAUGUUGGUACCAUGGAAACUAUCGACGCUACUAAAACCGUAUUUUAUCUCAAAUCUAGAAAAAUCCAAGUCGGUGAUUUCUUUAGUGUGAUAAUACAAACAAAGGACAAAAACAAUCGAAGCCGUGUACAAGGAGGAGAUUUCUGGUUUCCAAGAAUAGAAAGUGAUAAUCUGAAUGCUAGUAGUCACGGAAAAGUAGUAGACUUUGAUAACGGUACAUAUGAAAUCAUAUAUUUUGCAGCCUGGGAAGGAAAAACAACAAUUGAUUUAACGUUAGUCGCGCCAGCCGAAGCAAUAAAGAAUCAAAAAAAUUUGGUUUGGCCGAUAGACCACAGGAUCCAAUGGAUUGGAUAUUUUUCAGACGGUAAGACAAACGAAACAGCAGACUGUGGAAUAUAUGAUAGACAAACGUGGAAAGAUAUGUGCGAAUACCCAGAACCAAAUGCGCUUGGUGGCGCCAUAUUUCUAUGUUCCCGGCCGAAGACACUUCCUUGUGAUACUCUAGUUAGCAUGAAUGAUUCGAGGACCAAUUGGAACGAUGCGUAUCUUAAAUCGGAGAAGGGACAAAAGUUAUGGCAGUUAUGGAGAAAUUUAUUUUAUGUGCAGCUUCUAAAUGGACCACGGACUGUGAACAUCGAGCCUUUCGAAGGGCAUAACGGACCAAAUGGUGACAAGAAGACCGAUUUCGAGAUUUUCUCAGUAGAUAAAUUAAAUCUUCCAAAAUGUGAACCUGACCAACAGCGAAUGCUAAGUGAUGGAUAUUGGAUGCAAUCCACGUGGAUUUCGUUUCAAUGUGAUACAAAACAAUGGAGCCGUUCGGAUAUUGAAUCGUGUCUGCGAGGCAAAUUGGAAACAAAAUCCAACAAAAUUGAUGGGUUAUUGUUUAAAAAGACACCGCUUCCUACAUAUCAAGACAAAAAACUUGAAUUGGUGCAGUCUUCGAUACAAUAUCCUUGGAAGAGUCUACAUCCACAUGUUGGUACCAUAGAAACUAUCGACGCUACUAAAACCGCAUUUUAUCUCAAAUCUAGAAAAAUCCAAGUCGGUGAUUUCUUUAGUGUAGUAAUACAAACAAAGGACAAAAACAAUCGAAGCCGUGUCCAAGGAGGAGAUUUCUGGUUUCCAAGAAUAGAAAGUGAUAAUCUAAAUGCUAGUAGCCACGGAAAAGUAGUAGACUUUGAUAACGGAACAUAUGAAAUCAUAUAUUUUGCAGCCUGGGAAGGAAAAACAACAAUUGAUUUAACGCUAGUCGCGCCAGCCGAAGCUAUAAAGUAUCAAACAAAUGUAGUUUGGCCUAUAGACCAGAGAAUCCAAUGGAUUGGAUAUUUUUCAGACGGUAAGACAAACGAAACAGCAGACUGUGGAAUAUAUGAUAGACAAACGUGGAAAGAUAUGUGCGAAUACCCAGAACCGAAUGCGCUUGGUGGCGCCAUCUUCCUAUGUUCCCGGCCGAAAACACUACCUUGUGAUACACUAGUUAGAUUUAACGAAUCGAGGGCCAAUUGGAACGAUGCCUAUCUUAAAACAGAGAAUGGACAGAAGUUAUGGCAGUUAUGGAGAAAUUUAUUUUAUGUGCAGCUUCUAAAUGGACCACACACUGUGAAUAUCGAACCCUCCAAAGAGCAUAAGGACGUCAACAGUGACAAGAAGACCGAUUUAGAGAUUUUCUCAGUUAAAAAAUUAAAUCUUCCAAAAUGUGAACCUGACCAACAACAGAUGCUAAGCGAUGGAUAUUGGAUGCAAUCCACGUGGAUUUCGUUUCAAUGUGAUACAAAACAAUGGAGUCGUUCGGAUAUUGAAUCGUGUCUGCGUGGUAAACACGUCCUGCUUAUGGGGGACUCAACAACGCGCCAGUGGUACAAGGGUAUAACGAAAAUGCUGGAAUUUGAGCAAAAUUGGUUUGUAAAAGCAGAUAAAAUCAUACGUUACUACGACCAUCUACAACUCAAUAUGACAUUCCGAUUUCACCCUUAUGGAAUGUUACCCCGUAUCUCUUCAUUUUUUGAUGCAGAUUUUGAAGCCAAUUUACUUGACAAACUUCCAGCAGAAAGAUGCAAUUAUAUCAUUGUGAUUAGUCCAUGGGCUCACUACGAGAAAUGGACAAAAGAUACUUAUGUCAUUCGACUGAAAUUUAUUGUAAAGGCCGUAAUGAGGCUCAUAGAAAGAUGUCCUAAUUCAAAGAUUGCCGUGAAAAGCCCACAUCCACGCGAAAAAUCGGAUUUUCUUUUGAAUGUCAAUUAUUUUUUUUAUGAAAUUAGAAAACUUAUGAGGGCGGUAUUUACUGGCGUUCGCGUUCAUUUUAUUGAUAUAUGGGAUAUGAACAAUGCAUAUAUAAUGCCGAACGAAAUGCACAUGCCGAUGCCCGUAAUCUAUCAGGAACUUUAUAUGUUUUUCUCCCACGUAUGUUGACGAUUUAAAGUUACUAAUAUAGAUAUGAUCACUUUAGGCCUACUUUAUAAAAUCAGUUACUUCUAAUGAGAUUCGAGACCGCAGUGUCCCAGUUUAGGGCGUCUGAAUAAACAGCAGAAGGAAUUAAAAAAUAUA